Messenger RNA from Paramecium pentaurelia, 578 nucleotides. The record is from the annotation of a GenBank genome assembly. NCBI's taxonomy places the organism in Eukaryota, Ciliophora, Oligohymenophorea, Peniculida, Parameciidae.
AUGAAAGUAUAUGAAUAUUAAAAAAUCACUUCGAACUCAAUUGGAAUCAAUAUCACUCUUAGAGAUUUAAUAGAUUAGCCAAUCCAAACUAAAACAGUCAAAGUAAUUGAAGUGUUCAUUAGUAAUACUUGUGCACAUCAUUAUAAGAUGAGGGUGAUUAUGUGUAUAAUUGUUAUAUUGCUCUCAAAAUUUUAAACUAAGGAGAAUUAAUAGAACUUUAUAAUAGAUGGCCUGGACAAAUAGAUGAAGUUUACAUAAAAGAAAAUGAUUUGAUUGGACUCGAUAGUGUAAUCUACAAUAUAAGGGGUGAUUUUAGGUAGGAUCUAUAAAUAGAAUACAUAUAAUAUGGAGUUAUUAAUAAACGCAAUUAGAACUUUAGAAUAAAUAUAAUUAAAAAUGAAGAAGAACAUAUACCUGAACAAGGAGACAAAAUUUAAUUGGAUCCUAAAAUGAUACUAGGACAUAAAGAUAAUGUAUUCAAAGUUGUGAUGAAUGAUGGAAAAAUGAAUGAUAUUAAUUUUUAGGUUAUGAAAAAUAAAUAUCCUCAUUUAGUGGUCUAAUAUUUAGAAAAAUUAUGA